AUGGUUUCCACAACCAGCAAAUCGGAUUCCAAGGACGAAGUGAAACAAACCCUAAACCCCGAAAACCCUAAAAAGCUUUACCAGAUCGGAGGCCUUCAAGUUGAGUUCCCUUAUCAACCGUAUGGAACCCAGCUUGCGUUCAUGAGCCGGGUCAUAUCUACGCUCGAUCGUGCCCAGAGAGACGGUCACUCCCACGCAUUGCUCGAGUCUCCAACUGGUACUGGCAAAUCUCUGUCUUUGCUCUGUUCUGUUCUCGCUUGGCAAAAGAGCUAUCUAUCGCGGUUUUCCAAUGGGAACUUUUCUCAUUUGAAAACGCAGCCUUCAGAUACUACUUUACCUAGCAAUGUGGAGCCACCUGAACCACCAAAUAUUCCCACCAUAUACUAUGCUUCACGAACUCAUGCUCAGAUCUCUCAAGUCAUUCGUGAGUAUAAAAAAACUGGUUACAGAGUGCCCAUGGCUGUAUUGGGUUCUAGGAAACGUUGCUGCACGAAUCGUCAUGUACAAGGGAAAGACAACGUAGACGAAAAAUGUCGGUUGCUCCUAAAAGAUAAGAAAAACCCAAAAUGUCCUGAGUUCGAAGGUGCCGCUCGCAUCUUAGCUUACCCAUCACUUAGGCAAAACGGGCACAAUGGGGUUCAUGACAUUGAAGACCUUGUAAAAAUUGGGAAAACUGUUAUAGGCUGUCCAUAUUUUGCUUCCAGGAAAAUGUUGGAGGUUGCAAAAUUGGUUUUUUGCCCUUAUUCAUAUAUAAUUGAUCCUGUAAUUCGAGGAGGAAUAAAUCUAAAAGGAGCCAUUAAGCUUCUGAAACCUUGUUACAAUAUGGAAGACAUUGCUCGUGAAGCAGGAAGCAUUAACUUGGAAGAAGAUAUUAUUAUCAAAUUGCGGAAUGAACUAGAAAAGUUGAGUGACGAUGAGCCAGAGUUCUAUGAACCCUUGUAUGAAGUAGUAGAGGGAUUGAUAAGUUGGAUUGGAAGUAAAAAAGAUUCAUUAGCAAAACGUGAUUCUGAGCACUAUUUCUCUAACUGGACUGGAGACAGAGCUUUGAAAGAGCUCAAGGAAUUCAAUAUCACUCCAGAGUACUUGCCACAAUUACAGGCGUGUCUUGAUCAAGCGAUCACAAAAUCAGAGGCAGCAGAGAUGGACCCUGAUAAGCCUUAUUUGAGUGGGAUAUCUGUCACGACACUAGAAGAGUUGUUUGCUACACUUACAUACUUCUUUUCCAAAAACGGAAGUCACGUCCUAGAUUACGAAAUGGGUUUACUACGGUCUGCUAGGAGAGGUACAAGAGAUACUGGUUGGACGCAUACGUUCAGUUUGUGGUGCAUGAAUCCCUCUGUUGUAUUCAAAGACUUAGCUGAUCUUUCUUUAUCCAUCAUUUUAACAUCUGGGACUUUGUCACCGAUGAAUUCUUUCUCAUCUGAACUUGGGUUGCCGUUUGCCACUUGUUUAGAGGCUCCACAUGUGAUUGAUCCUAAUCUGCAGGUGUGGGCGGGUGCAAUCUCCAGUGGUCCUGGUAAUUAUCCUCUAAAUGCAAGUUAUAAAACAGCUGAUGCAUAUGAAUUCCAGGAUACUCUAGGGAAAUCCUUGGAAGAAAUUUGCAACAUUGUACCAGGUGGAUCUCUGGUAUUCUUUCCAAGCUAUAAGUUGAUGGAAAAACUCUGCACGCGUUGGCGUGAAACUGGACAAUGGUCUCGGCUCUGCUUGAAAAGGGAUCUUUUCAUCGAACCAAGAGGAGGAGCCACGGACGACUUCGAAACUGUUCUGAAGGAAUAUUAUGAUUCGAUAAGCGGAAAGAACAGAUUGAUUGGAAGAAAUAGAAGAGUUAAGAAAGCAGGUUCUGUUGUAACUGAGGCUCAAGAUGAUUACAAGAAAGGAUCUGCAUUUCUUGCAGUAUGUAGAGGAAAGGUUUCAGAAGGGCUUGAUUUUUCUGAUGAAAAGGCCAGGGCAGUGAUAAUUGUUGGCAUUCCAUUUCCAAACUUGCACGAUAUUCUAGUCGAACUAAAGCGAAAAUAUAAUGAUACAUACAAAUCAUCUAAAAACCUUCUUGGAGGCGGUGAAUGGUAUUGCCAACAGGCGUAUCGUGCUUUAAAUCAAGCAGCAGGGAGAUGUAUCCGGCAUAGGUUUGAUUAUGGUGCCAUCAUAUUCUUGGAUGAGCGAUACAGACAACCAAGGAACAGAGCGUCUAUUUCAAAGUGGCUAAGGCAGUCUAUCAAGCUGUAUGAUAAUUUUGAAGCUUCUAUGGAAGGAUUAAGAUAUUUUUUCAGCAGUGUCAAGGAGCAAGUUAACAGUAAGAUGUUAGAGUCCCAUGAGCAGAACUUAUCUUCUGAAAACCAAAGCAAAGAAUUCAUAAAGAAAGAGAAUCAGAUUCAGAACAAUUCUAGUCAUGUGGAACCAAAGGAUAUUGCAAGUAGGAGGGUGGUGAACGUGGAGGACUAUACAAGUUCGAAUCCAAGAUACUCUUUUACGAACGAAGUUUUAAUUCACAAUGAUGUGAAACCAAAAAUAGCUUUACGUUCGAGAUCUAUGCGGCUUCCUGAAUCAUAUCCAGGUUACGUACCUGCUGCUCACACAUUCAUUCAAGUUAAAAAGGAAACUGAAUCCUUUAAAGGAGUCAUUGAUCUUGACUGCGAGGUCCAGACUGAGCCUGGGUACUGUGAGGUUUCGUCGGUGACCAACUGUGAUGAAGAUCCAGAAACAUCUUCUGUCUCUGGUAUUGCAACCGCGAGUCCAGGUUCUAGCUCGAAGAAUGAAAGCUCUAGCCUAGCAACAGGUCUGAGAUCUAUGAAGUCUCCUGAUCAAUUCUUAAAAAGGCAUAUAUCUACUGAAAAUUUCAGAAAAUCUCCUCUUGGUACUGAAUCGUCUGUUCUAGUAACCCCAGAGAGAUAUUCCAUUGGUGGUGAUACACGUAAUUCGAUUCUAGAAGCAGAGUCGCCUUUGAACAUGAGUGUUAAUUCCAAUGCCUUGAAGAGAAGAAAGUUUAGUAGCUCACCAGUCAUCAUUGACCUUGAAGAAGAAGAAUACAGUAAUGCUCCUAGUACUGAACCUGCGGAUCAUACAAAUUUUACAAGGAAAAUUGAAUUUGGGUUUGGUAGUACCGAAUCAAGAUCCCAAAACGAAAAUACAUAUGCUUUUCAGGAAGUGAAUCAGAGAGUGAUGAGGAUAUCUUGUUCACUUUGUAGAAGUUCAUUAGGUCACCCUGAGAACGACUCGCAUCCCAAAUGCUUGUUGACUUCGUCGUCCAAGGCGUAUUUGCUGUCUCUUCUGAAAGAAGCAUCAGGUAUUGCUGCUCAAGAAGAAAUGCCAACGAGUGUUUCAGUUAUCAUGACAGAUUGCUCAUUGGUUAAUCAGAGACUGUGCACAAAUUCUGAAAGCUCAAAAGGUCAGGGAAUUUGGUGCCAGAAAGAUGGAUGUGUUUACAAUACUAUAUUUUGCCCUUUCUGUAGUGUCCCAAACACCUGCCUUGGAGUGCAAGUCAUGGCUACAAAUUCAUCAAACGUCCAGCUUAUGAGCAAAAUUUUGUUCUUUGCUGAUCAUCUAGAAGUCAAGAAUGAUGAUGCAAGCAAGGAAACAGCGUUAAAGCACAAGUUUGGAACAAAUGGAGAUGCGAAAGAUGUUGAAAUAGAAGUGAAGUUGUUUUAA
Camelina sativa (false flax) is the source of this 3642-nucleotide messenger RNA. The record is from RefSeq and is a predicted model, not a curated record. Lineage: Eukaryota; Viridiplantae; Streptophyta; Magnoliopsida; Brassicales; Brassicaceae.